UUAUGAGAACCCGGAUUCAAUACGCGGAGAAAACUUAAAACGUCGAGAUAAAUCAAUAUUUCUAUAUAAAGUAUAUAAAAUUCUUUACAGUUUGAAUCAAAUUUCCUUUGAUUUCUGCCUCCAUUUGCCAUAAAGGAAUUUAAAACAACGAAUGUAAUCGUCAUGGCUCGAAGCAAAUAAACAAUAUAUGGAUUUAGAUAUGAGCUAUUGUACUGGAAGUCGUAGCUGGAGCAUAAAAAAAUUGGUUUUAAGAGUUGACAAAACAGUGAAACUUAUCCUAACACCGAUACGGAAGUUUGCUUAAAGAAAACAAGCACAACGGGAAACAAAGUGAUUGGCCCACCUAUAGGUCAUUGCAUGAGGAUUAACUUAUUGUCGAUGGCAAAAUGGAUAACGAACAACCCCAUCAAGAACUUGUCAAAUGUGUGCUUGUAGGCGACACUGCAGUUGGGAAAACAAGGCUCAUUUGUGCCCGUGCUUGCAAUAAACAUGUCUCUCUCUCCCAGCUACUAUCCACACAUGUACCUACUGUCUGGGCAAUUGAUCAGUAUCGUAUUUACAAAGACGUACUGGAACGUUCAUGGGAGGUGGUUGACGGAGUAAACGUUUCUUUACGACUAUGGGACACUUUCGGCGACCAUGAUAAAGAUAGACGUUUUGCUUAUGGACGUUCCGACGUUGUAUUGCUAUGUUUCUCAAUAGCAAGUCCCAUAUCACUGCGCAAUUGUAAAGCUAUGUGGUAUCCAGAAAUACGAAGAUUUUGUCCAGAUGUUCCAGUCAUAUUAGUUGGAUGUAAAAAUGACUUGCGGUAUAUGUAUAGAGAUGAGACAUAUCUCUCAUAUUUUGGAGAAAGGAGUACCUUCGUGAGGGCCGCUCUUAAGAGUGAUUUAGUGAUGCCGGACGAAGCUCGUGCCGUUGCUAGAGAAUUGGGUGUGUCGUACUACGAAACUAGUGUUUUCACUUAUUUCGGUGUUAACGAGGUUUUUGAAAACGCCAUCCGGUCUGCAUUAAUAGCUAGACGUCAGCAGCGAUUUUGGAUGACCAACCUUAAAAAAGUGCAAAAACCCAUGCUGCAAGCUCCAUUUAGGCCACCUAAGCCACCACCGCCAGAAGUAACGGUAGUUGUGGGCAAUUACCGGCAGGAUAUGUACAAUAUGUUUCUUGCCCAAACGUAUACUGAUCUCAUUCUCGUUGUGGGCUCAACUAAAUUUCCCGUGCACAAGUUUAUGGUUGCUACUGCUUCAAAUGUAUUCAACCGAGUACUAAAUAUCGAAAUCUCCGAUAUGGGCGGUCGAAGUAGUAGCGAGUCCAGCAUGGUUAGUUCCACAUUCGGCGAAGCUACUACGGCUGAUUUUAACGACGAUACUGAAUGUUUACUGAUACGUAACGAAUCCCGAGCACAAAGAAUGUGGGAACAAAUAAAGCGCCGUUCAAGCUAUCAGGCGUUACCCCUUAUCGAAACAAAACGUCCUGUUGAACUUUACAAAGAUUUGCAUCAUCCAGUUUUUCAGAACAUUCGUGUGGUCCAAGUUGAAAACGCCAGAGGAAUUCAUUUUAACCAAACAAUUCUAACACUAACAAAGCUUAUCACACCACAGGCGUUGCACCAAUGUCUUAAAUUUAUAUAUACAGGAACAAUCGAUAUAUACAAUAUAGAGGAUAUCAAACAGGCUGCAGAAUUAUUGGAACUAUCUCAACUAUCCCAUUUGUUAUCCAAGCCAUGUGUGAACGAAGAACAAAAUACUCAUAUUUGUUUGAGCAUUAAGGAAAGUAUGGAGAAGCAUUGCGUAGGUGAUGGUAUUUUUACAGAUAUCACUUUUGAAUUGGACGAUGAGGGGCAAAUGAAAGCGCAUCGGGCAAUCAUGGUUGCCAGAUGUGAUGUUAUGAGAGCCAUGCUGGCGGGGGACUUCCGUGAAGCUCAUUCCAGUGUGAUUGUUUUUCCUGGUGUUACUGCCUACACAUUCCACAAACUACUAUGCUAUUUGUAUACGGAUGAAAUACCGCAUAUAUCUGCUGUUAAAUGUCUAAACCUGUUGGAGUUAGCCAACCGCUUAUGCCUGCCACGUUUAUUGAAUUUGGUUGAGUGCCGAGUUAUAGAGGACUUAACAAUGAUUUCACAAAAUGAAACGAAUGAGACAGUGGACCAUUGCCUUAAACUUUUGGAACCCGUGAAACUCUACAAUGCGCAUCAAUUGGCCGAAUGGUGCAUGUCGUAUUUGUGUGUCAACUACAACAUCAUCUGCAAAUAUUCUAUUAAAGGCUUGAGGGCUUUGCACCAAGAGAACCAGGAGUAUUUGCGUGAACAUCGUUGGCCACCUGUAUGGUAUUUAAAAGAUUAUGAUUACUAUCAGCGAUGCAUUAAUGAAAUGAACAAGGAGAUAAAAAAUUCUCGUCGGGAAUCGCGGAGCGAUGAUGAGGGCUGCCUAUGCUUUAGUGGAGUAAUCUCUUGGAUGCUAGGAAAAUCAAAACAGCAACGGAUGUCUUCAGGCAACGGAAGCGAGACGACGAAUGACACUCAAAUUUUUAAUAGCUCUGGAAUCUCGAUGAACCACAUUGACUUGGAAGCCGACAUGGACUUGAAUCUCUGACACCCAGCACUGGGGCAUAGACGAUCGUUCCGAUUCAUCGUCAUAUUGCCCGUAUUGAUAUGCUUCAUUUGUACCAUACUGAGCAUAUUAAUUUUAUUUCAAAUAUACACGUAACGCUGGGAAGUUGUCAAAAAACAGAUUCUUGACGAACCAUUAGCGAGAGCAUGGAAUUCGAAAUUCGUCUGAAAAGCGAAAUUGGACCACUUAUGCAAUCGAAUAGCUGAGGAUAACGAACGCAUCUAAACAAUACUUUCAAUGUUAAUCAUCUAUUGUAUGAGAAAAAGGCAACGCAUUUUAACCUGCUUCAAAUAUUAAAUUGCGAAAUAGGGAACUUCUGUCUAGCCAUUAGCCAUUAGCUUUAAGCAUUUACAAUAAGUUAUUUAGAUGUAAGUAGACACACACACACACACACACACAUACACACACAAUCACAAGCACAUACACAUACCAACACUAUUCGUUUAUUUCUUUGCAAGAAUCAUUUAUACCCAUUCAGUUCUCUCAUAAAAGAGAAGCUCCUGACUGAACGUAUUAUGUACAUAAGUCACAAGUCUCUCCUCAAUUGCGAUUAUUGUGCAUUUGUUUUGCAAAUUAAAUCCGAACUCUAGUACGGUGUUGAAACAUUGUGGAUAUUUGCUAGUAGUCUCUAUUCAACUAUAUCACGUAACACAAUAUAACACAUGUAAAUACGUUUUUUAAUAAUGCUACAAUACAAUAAAACAUUACCGAAACAAUCGAACAGAACUGUCA
Molecule: messenger RNA, 3338 nt
Organism: Stomoxys calcitrans (stable fly)
Lineage: Eukaryota; Metazoa; Arthropoda; Insecta; Diptera; Muscidae
Gene: RhoBTB
Product: rho-related BTB domain-containing protein 1
Exons: 13
Coding region: 387-2588 (733 amino acids)
Biological process (GO): small GTPase-mediated signal transduction
Molecular function (GO): protein binding; GTP binding; GTPase activity
Source: RefSeq, a predicted model, not a curated record